UUCUAUUUAAAAUGGCAUCUGCGUCGAUUUGUUUGUGUUGAAUACGUGACAAAUAAAACAAACGUAAAUUCCAAAUAAAGUGGACCAACAGACCUAGAGUAAACCCACAAGAUGGGAGUACCAGCAUUCUUUCGCUGGCUUAGUCGCAAAUACCCCAGCGUCAUCGUUGAAUGUGUUGAACAGAAGCCAACCGACGUAGAUGGACAACUUGUGUAUGCAGACUCCUCGCUGCCAAACCCCAAUGGUGUGGAGUUCGACAAUCUCUACCUGGACAUGAACGGUAUCAUCCACCCUUGUACUCACCCUGAGGAUAAGCCACCUCCCAAAGAUGAGGAUGAGAUGAUGGUUGCCAUCUUUGAGUGCAUUGACAGACUGUUCCGCAUUGUGAGGCCGAGAAAGCUGCUGUAUAUGGCUAUUGAUGGAGUUGCGCCCAGAGCUAAGAUGAACCAGCAACGCUCGCGUCGUUUCCGCGCGUCCAAGGAAACCCAGGAGAAGAUUGAGGAAGUCGCGCGCAUCCGCUCCGAGCUCCAGGUGAAGGGCGCGUACCUGCCUCCCGAGAGGCCUAAGGAGGCGCAUUUCGAUUCCAACUGCAUCACACCAGGGACACCGUUCAUGGAUAGGCUUAGCAAGUGCUUGCAUUAUUAUAUACAUGACAGAUUAAACACUGACCCAGGAUGGAAAGGGAUCAAGGUCAUCCUGUCUGACGCAAAUGUUCCUGGAGAAGGGGAACACAAGAUUAUGGACUACAUUAGAAGGCAGAGAGCCCAACCGGACCAUGACCCUAACACUCAGCAUGUAUUGUGUGGCGCCGACGCGGACCUCAUCAUGCUGGGGCUGGCCACCCAUGAGCCUAACUUCACCAUCAUCCGCGAGGAGUUCAAGCCGAACAAACCGCGCCCUUGCGACGUCUGCGGGCAGCUGGGGCAUGAAAUGAAAGAAUGCACAGGCACAACUCCAGAAGUUUCAUUGGUCCGUUCAGACCCAGCUUUUGGUAACCAGGACAGCUUCAUCUUCGUACGCCUGAGCGUCCUGAGGGAAUACCUAGAGCGGGAGUUGCAGAUGCCUAACUUACCAUUCCCCUAUGACUUUGAAAGGGCCCUGGAUGAUUGGGUCUUUAUGUGUUUCUUCGUGGGGAAUGACUUUCUGCCGCAUCUGCCCAGUCUGGAGAUUAGGGAGGGUGCGGUGGAUCGGCUAGUGAAUCUUUACAAGAAGUGUGUUUAUAGAACAAAGGGUUGGAUAACAGACUCCGGCGACGUGAACCUGGACCGCGUGCAGGUGAUCAUGACGGAGCUGGGGCACGUGGAGGACGAGAUCUUCAAGCGGCGCCACCAGAACGAGAUACAUUUCAAAGCCCGCGACAAGGCACGCAAGAAGCAGCAGAAGGUCAACUUCGGGCUGUUGGAGAAGACGCAGUUCGCGCCUAUGCCCGUCGGUCCCGGAGGUUUCAAAGCGGUGGAGAACGUGCGAUCAGAAGCCGCGAAUAUUCGUCUCGCUGGCAUGCAGUCAGUUGCUGCACAAGAAGACAACCAAGGCCGUGGUCGCGGUCGCAAGCGCUCAGCAGCGGAAGCUGGACUCGAGGAGGAGGAUGACGAUGACAAACACGACGAGGUGCGGCUCUGGGAGGAGGGAUUCAAGGAGCGCUACUACGAGAGCAAGUUUGAGGUGUCCAGGGACAACCUAGAGUUCAGGUAUCGUGUCGCCCUCCAGUACGUGCGCGGGCUGUGCUGGGUGCUGCGCUACUACUACCAGGGCUGCGCGUCGUGGAAGUGGUACUUCCCGUACCACUACGCGCCCUUCGCCUCGGACUUUGUCAACAUAUGCGGUCUCUCCACCAAGUUCGAGAAGGGAACUCAACCGUUCCGUCCGCUGGAGCAGUUGAUGGGCGUGUUCCCGGCCGCCAGCUCGCAGCACGUGCCCAAGCCCUGGGCCACGCUCAUGAGCGACCCCUUCUCGCCGAUUAUCGACUUCUACCCGACGGACUUCAAGAUCGACCUGAACGGCAAGAAGUUCGCGUGGCAGGGCGUCGCGCUGCUGCCGUUCGUGGACGAGGCGCGGCUGUUCAAGGCGCUGGAGCCCUACUACGAGAACCUCACGCAGGCUGAGAGACAGCGCAACAUCCGCGGCAACGAUCGGCUCUACGUGUCGACCGGCAACAAGAGCUACGAGUACCUGCUGGGGCUGUACGAGGAGGCGGGCCACAACCUCAAGGCGCUGGUGCAGGAGAGUCAGCAGUACCCCUACCGCUGCGACGGCGUGCGCGGGAACGUCAUGCUCAGCGCUGACAACGUGCUGUGCGGCGGCCAACUACCCUCACCGGUGAUUGGACUGGCGCCGGUCUUGGACAACCGUGUGCUGUGCAUCCGUUUCGAGGACCCGCAGUACCCGGAGGACUUCAUCUUCCCGGCGCGCAGGCUGAAGAACGCUAGUGAGCCGCCGCGGACGCUCAAACCUGGGAACCUCUCGCACGAGGAGAACAGGAACUACAGGCCGCAUAUUGGCAUGGUCCGCUCGAACACGCUCGCCACGCUGGAGAUGGCCGGCCACCGCAUGCUGGGACACCACCUGCCGCGCGACCGCUCCUACGGGAACGUGCCGCCGCCGCAACACCAGCAGCAGAGAGAACGCUCCCAAUCAUUCGGACCAAUCCGCAGCGGGUACGUACCCCACGACCAGGGCUCCGGACAAGGCCACCAGAGCUACAACCGGUCUGGAUACGGCCAGGACCGAUACCAGGACAGAUCUCAGGGACACCAAGACAGGUCCCAGGGAUACGACAGGAACCAGGGGCACAGCCAGGGUUACGGACAAGACAGAUCCCAAGGAUACAACCGGUAUCAGAGCCAAGGAUAUUCAAAUUAUCAGGGUCAAGGGUACCAGUCGAAUAGAGGUUCAAAUCAAAGCUACGGUCAAAAUAAGUACAGCCAGUAUCAGCAGAAUAAGUAUGGAAAUCAAGGACAAUCGUCGCAGCCUCGGAGGAACCAGGGGUACAGCAGUAACCAGGGCGGGUGGCGAUAAGAUAUAGUGAUAAGGGUUUAGUAAGUCUUGAUAAUCCAGUCUGUAUACAAUUAGCAUAGGAUAGAAUUCUCGAAUGAUCAAGGCAGGCAUAAUUCUAACGACUGACAGCUAGUUGCUAAUAGCGUUUAAAAUCCGCCGAUAUCAGGCUAAAAAUACACUUAGUCUCAUCGAUGGUGUCUAGACGCCAUCGUCCUACGCUAAUAGUGUACGGAAUGAUGUAUAAUAUAAAAUAAGAUAUCGCUCACACAUUCAAAAAGAUGUGCAAUGUUGCAAAUGUCACUAUGGCAAAGACAAGGCGUUAAAAAUAUUUCUACGUCGUGAUUUCAAAUAAAAUAAUGGUAUAUACAUGAUAGAAAAUGAUAAUAUGAGGGAUUAAAUAUUUUGAUACAAUUAAUCGUUCAAUUAAACGAGAAAAAUAAUAACCAACGCAUCCCCUGCCUUAUCACAAUAUUAAAGUAAUGUUGAGUUUAGCAAUGUUGGUACUGAGAGUUUUAUAUAAAUAUAUAUGCUAUUACCAUAAAUGUUAAAAUGAACCACCCUGUAUAAUGUAUACAGCCCUACUACGGAGUCAAUAUAUGUGUAGCCUUGAAAGCCUUAUACAAAGUGAUAUUAAUUUUCUUUUUUAAAAUAAUAGUGUUAUGUUUGAUUGUAAGUGGCAGCUUGAUUCGAUCAGUGAGAAUAUAUGAGAGUGAAGUAACAAUAGUAUAGUGUUAUAAAUGUAAUAUUAAAUUCUUUUGAAGGUCACUUUAUCUAUACAGAGGCAAAGUUUGUGAGUUUGUUUGUUUGUAGGCGCAAAUUUCUGGAACUAGUGAACUGAUUUUGAAAAUUAUUUUACUUAUUAGUAAGAGCUUCCAUUACUCUAGUAGUGGUUAUAGGGUACUUUUAAACCGUACGAACUUUUCACGCGAGCAGAGACGCGGGCAAAAGCAAGCUAUAUAUUUUAGAGAAAUUAUUUAUGAAUACGCAGCUUAUUUUAUACGCUCUUCGGAUACAUCUAAACGCGAGACAGUCUAGAACUAUCUCAGUACAUAAAAGCAGCUGAAAACACAGAGCGUUGGAAAUACGAGCGACAUGGACGCAUAGCCAGUGUAACUACUGGACAUAAUAAGACUUAGCAUCUCAUGUCUCAGGAUGGCGAGCGCAGUGGAAUACCAAAUACUGUGUAAUUCAAGGUGUUGGAUGGUGUUUCUACUGUUUAUAGGCGGUCGUAUACAUACAUACUAUUUGGUUAAAAGCUAGCUCGUCUCGUCAUUCGAAGCAAUAAAAAAUAAUAAAUUAAUACGCCGUCUGUUUAGAAGUCAAGGUGUCCGUCGCUCAUUGGGGUAAUAUGACUAUCCAGGUCAACUUUUGAUUAAGUUACCCACACUCAAAAUAGUAUAAAAAAGAGAAUCGAUAUCAUCACGACAAUUAGAUUCGAUAUUGUGUACAAUACACGUUAUAACGCCUUAUGUAUGACGCCUUAAGAGUGAACUUUGAUUAGUUUGCACACGUAUGUACAAAACAGUGGUACCUUGUAUGUUUGUCACGUCAACCCAACGGGUCGCGGGAACCGAUUGGCCAAGUCAUUUCCAACAGUCAUAAUACAUAUUUUGUCUAAGGUUAUACGAUCGUUUGUCUCGCGAAUUCGCAUGGAAUUUAUUUCGAAUUCUUUUGCGCAUACUUUAACGAAUUAUGAAACCGAAUGUACAAAUUAUUUAGCGCAAAAAUCGCUAUGAUAUUUACAGUUUAGGCUCAUGAGAGUGAACUGAUCUUUUUUAUUUAUCAACUCUUAGGUUAUUUCCAAAACAGGAGUGACUAACCGCCGAUUUCAAUGAACGAUCCCAAUCACUUGAUAAUUGAUAUCAAUCGAUAGCUAAAAUGAACCUAUCCGAAAAAAUAUUUUUUUGACAUUAAGCAUAUGACACAUUUCGAGUGGUUUAUUCUCCGAAUUGGAUUGAAGAUUAGAAUUAUGAUCGUUGGAUAUGCUAAAAUUUGUAUUCGUUGUGCAAAGCCGCAACGUACGUAUAGGCCAAUGUAGUGUUGCCAAUGUUUGACUUGUGUGGUGAUUGGUUUCUUUACGUGCAUAAAAGAGGCAAAAUUAUUCGUUACAGCCAUAAUAUAUGUCCAUAUUAUUUAAAUAUUGGUUAAAAAAAACGAAAUGUCUGUCUAUUCUGGUUCCUUCGGCCUCAUGUAAUAAAUUAUGAAAAUUAUAAUCUGUUAAAAAUAAGGAAUACACCGAAUAAAUAAAGAUAUUAUUUGA
Molecule: messenger RNA, 5254 nt
Organism: Manduca sexta (tobacco hornworm)
Lineage: Eukaryota; Metazoa; Arthropoda; Insecta; Lepidoptera; Sphingidae
Gene: Rat1
Product: 5'-3' exoribonuclease 2 homolog
Exons: 16
Coding region: 112-3015 (967 amino acids)
Biological process (GO): nuclear-transcribed mRNA catabolic process
Cellular component (GO): nucleus
Molecular function (GO): RNA binding; 5'-3' RNA exonuclease activity
Source: RefSeq, a predicted model, not a curated record